Trypanosoma grayi is the source of this 1266-nucleotide messenger RNA. Its product is annotated as chaperone DnaJ protein. The transcript has a single exon. Bases 1 to 1266 code for a protein of 421 amino acids. NCBI's taxonomy places the organism in Eukaryota, Euglenozoa, Kinetoplastea, Trypanosomatida, Trypanosomatidae. Gene Ontology annotation, molecular function: ATP binding; heat shock protein binding. Gene Ontology annotation, biological process: response to heat; protein refolding. The record is from RefSeq and is a predicted model, not a curated record. Gene Ontology annotation, cellular component: cytoplasm.
AUGGUUUCUGGUUUGGUGGCAGGGUUCGGCGUGGCGCGACGUUUUUCCUCCACGAAUGCCAAGAAAGAUUUGUACUCCAUUCUCGGCGUCGCGCGGAACUCCUCACAGGAGGAGAUUAAGUCGGCCUACAAGAAGAAAGCUAAGCAGCUUCACCCCGAUGUGAAUCCCAACCCCCGUGCGGCGGAGGACUUUGCCGAUGUGAAGCAGGCUUUUGAUGUGUUAUCGGAUCCACAGAAGCGCAGUAUGUACGACAUGACCGGAAACUCUGGAGCGGCGGAUAGGUUUGGAGCAGGUCCCGGGUUUAACCCCUUUGCCCAAGCCGGUGGUGAUAACCCGUUCGGUGGCGCAAACCCCUUCGGCGCCGGCGGUAACCCCUUCGCGUCAGGAACUGGUGGACAGGGGUUCUCGUUUAACGAUUUUGAAGAGAUAUUUCAGAAGAUGAGUGGGGCGGGAAAGGAUAAGUCCCGCAAGCCGCAGGGACCAGAGCCUGGCGCGGAUAUUCACUUUAAGUUGCGGCUUUCCUUUCUUGAAGCUGUCAACGGUUGCAGUAAGGAGAUAUCGUAUAACACGUUCCGUCGCUGUGGCGCGUGUAGUGGGGGUGGAUUCCAAGACUCCGGAUCCAAGGCAAAGUGCGUACACUGCGGUGGGCGUGGGAAAAAGGUGAUGAGCACUGGAUUCUUCCACAUGCAACAGGAUUGCACACAUUGCGGCGGAACAGGAGAGACGGGUCGUUCUUCCUGCACCCACUGCAGUGGUAAAGGCAUUGUGAAGGACCGCAGUGUGCAGACGUUGCCUGUGCCCAAAGGUGUAGACAACAAGGAACGCCUUAAGGUAACUGGGAAGGGCGAGGCGGGAGUGCGCAACGGACCGCCAGGCAACCUGUAUGUGGAGAUCACGGUUGAUGAACACCCAGUUUUCCACCGUGAGGGGUGCGACAUCCACGUCAUUACACCCAUAUCUCUGGCGACAGCGGUUCUGGGUGGCACCGUGCGGGUGUCGACGCUGACGGGUGAGGUGGAGACGAAGGUACCUGUCGGCACGCAACAAGGGGAUAAACUCGUGUUGCGCGGCCGCGGCGUUCAUCGACCGAACCAAAACAAGACAGGUGACUUCUUCAUCCAUUUCGCUGUGCUGCUGCCCAAGUCCCUCACAGAGAAGCAGAAGGGCCUUAUUGCCGAGUUUGCAAAGGACGAGAAACCAGUGGAACUGACAGAUCCACAGCUGCAGGAGUUGAAGAACCGCUACAAGUCAUGGUUCUCUGUCUAA